CUCUCUCUAGUUGAAGUCACGCUUGGCCAGGAUGCCGUCAUUGCCGUGAGAAUUCCUGGUGUGGAAACUUCCCUGCUGCUCUCCGGGACGCGUUUUUCUUUCAUUAACUAAGCCAGAAACACAAGCUGAAAUUCCUGACGGAUGCUGUGGCGGUCCUGGCUGAGACUGAGAAGGGUUAAUCCAGGCGUACCCGGCUGCGAUGGUAUUAACGCCGCAUAGGAUUUUUUAAUUGGCCUCCUUAAAAUAGAGGGUCCCCAGCCCUCCCUCCCUCUCUCCUUCCCUCCCUCCCUCCCUCCCCACUUCGGAUCGCAUGAUGUUUUAACUUUGUGAUGGCUGAACUCGCGAAAGCAGCCCAUCCACACGGAGAAUUAGCUGAAGCAGAUUCCCACGGGUUCCAAAAACUUUCCUUCCUUGACCAGGAGCGCGUCUGUGACCCCAAAUGUUCCAAACUGCCUUUUUUUAUGCCUUUGCUUCCGUGAGAACUGACAACCCGGCCACGGACUCUUCCCAACGUUGUUGAAGGGAGGCAUUAGCAAGAGGCAUCACACCUCCCUAACUCUUACGAUGGGAGAGGGAGAGGCAGCCGGAGGAACCACACAUGGUCUCCGCCUCAGCGCGUCCUAGCGCCGGGACGCGGAGAUGAAUGGUGAGCCGCGGCUGUGACUCGCUAGUCUCUCUCCACACUUGAUCCGCUACAACUUCCGGCUCAGACAUGGAAAUUCUCUGUGAAGACAAUACUUCUCUGAGCUCGAUUCCAAACUCCCUGAUGCAAUUAGAUGGUGACCCGAGGCUCUACCGUAACGACUUCAACUCCAGGGAUGCUAACAGCUCCGAUGCCUCCAACUGGACAAUCGAUGCAGAAAACAGAACCAACCUCUCCUGCGAAGGGUACCCCCCGCCCACAUGCCUCUCCCUGCUUCACCUCCAGGAAAAAAACUGGUCGGCUUUAUUGACAGCUGUCGUGAUCAUUCUAACCAUUGCUGGAAACAUACUGGUCAUCAUGGCAGUGUCCCUAGAGAAAAAGCUGCAGAAUGCCACCAACUAUUUCCUGAUGUCACUGGCCAUAGCUGAUAUGUUGCUGGGUUUCCUUGUCAUGCCCGUGUCCAUGUUAACCAUCCUGUAUGGGUACCGGUGGCCUUUGCCUAGCAAGCUCUGUGCUGUCUGGAUUUACCUGGACGUGCUCUUCUCUACGGCCUCCAUCAUGCACCUCUGUGCCAUCUCGCUGGACCGCUAUGUCGCCAUCCAGAACCCCAUUCACCACAGCCGCUUCAACUCCAGAACCAAAGCCUUCCUGAAAAUCAUUGCUGUGUGGACCAUAUCUGUAGGUAUCUCCAUGCCAAUCCCAGUCUUUGGACUCCAGGAUGACUCGAAGGUCUUUAAGGAGGGGAGCUGCCUGCUCGCCGAUGACAACUUUGUCCUGAUAGGCUCUUUUGUGUCAUUUUUCAUCCCCCUAACCAUCAUGGUGAUCACCUACUUCCUCACGAUCAAGUCACUUCAGAAAGAGGCCACCUUGUGUGUGAGUGACCUCAGCACUCGGGCCAAACUAGCCUCCUUCAGCUUCCUCCCUCAGAGUUCUCUGUCCUCAGAAAAGCUCUUCCAACGGUCGAUCCACAGGGAGACAGGCUCCUACGCAGGCAGGAGGACGAUGCAGUCCAUCAGCAACGAGCAGAAAGCGUGCAAGGUGCUGGGCAUCGUGUUCUUCCUGUUCGUCGUGAUGUGGUGCCCGUUCUUCAUCACCAAUAUCAUGGCCGUCAUCUGCAAAGAGUCCUGCAACGAAGACGUCAUCGGAGCCCUGCUCAACGUGUUCGUCUGGAUCGGCUACCUCUCCUCAGCUGUCAACCCACUGGUGUACACGCUGUUCAACAAGACCUACAGGUCCGCCUUCUCACGGUACAUCCAGUGUCAGUACAAGGAGAACAGAAAGCCACUGCAGCUGAUUUUAGUGAACACCAUACCAGCAUUGGCCUACAAGUCUAGUGAACUCCAGGCGGGCCAAAACAAGAACUCACAGGAAGACGCCGAGCCGACAGGUAACGACUGCUCCAUGGUUACGCUAGGGAAGGAGCACUCAGAGGAGACUUGUACAGACAACCUUGAAACUGUGAAUGAAAAAGUUAGCUGUGUGUGAUGAACGGGAUGCUGUGACCAACUGCCGGGGUCGCUUGAACAAGUCUGUACCCGCGUGUGGGGGCAGGGAGAGAGGAGGCUGGGAUGAAUUAGACUGACUACUCCAGGGAGCCCACAGUGUUUCUGCGCCUCGCUGUGUUCUGUGUGUUCAGAGGAGCGGGUCACAAAGUGUGCACUUGGACAGUGUCCCGACAGCACUUGUAACGGGAGCGUUAGGACACUUUUAACAUUGUCAAUGAGAGCUUUAAAAUCAUUGGCCUUUAUUGUGCAAUUGUAAGGAGGCAUAAAAUCAAUCUAGUCGCCUUCUAUUAUCAAAUGGAAACCUUGCUGCCAUGUUGUUGAUGGGUGGCAUGGGAGUGAGUUGGUGACCUAUAAAUUGUUGUAUAUAAAAA
Molecule: messenger RNA, 2519 nt
Organism: Meriones unguiculatus (Mongolian gerbil)
Lineage: Eukaryota; Metazoa; Chordata; Mammalia; Rodentia; Muridae
Gene: Htr2a
Product: 5-hydroxytryptamine receptor 2A
Exons: 3
Coding region: 713-2128 (471 amino acids)
Biological process (GO): chemical synaptic transmission; G protein-coupled receptor signaling pathway, coupled to cyclic nucleotide second messenger
Cellular component (GO): plasma membrane; dendrite
Molecular function (GO): neurotransmitter receptor activity; G protein-coupled serotonin receptor activity
Source: RefSeq, a predicted model, not a curated record